CAAGAGGUUACGGGUCUAAUUUUACUCGGACGCGAUGACGAGCCCGGGGUCGACCGGGGCGGUGGCGUCGGCGGGCGCCAACAAGCUCAACCGCGAGCUCCUCCGGUGGCUCCAGAGCCUCGACCUGGCCUACUCGCUCAAGAACAUCAAACGGGACUUUUCAAAUGGUUUUCUCAUCGCCGAGAUCCUCUCGCGCUACUACGACAAGGACAUUAGCAUGCACUCGUUCGACAACGGCAUCGGCCUCAAGGUCAAGAAGGACAACUGGGACCAGCUCCUGCGCUUCAUGGCCAAGGUCCCCGACUUUGAGCUCGUCGGCGGCAAGGCCGACGCCGACGCCGUCAUGCACUGCGAAAACGGCGCGGCCGUCACGUACCUCGGGAAGCUCUACCAGUGCUUGACCAAGCGAGAGCUCCAGCAGGUGCAUCCGCGCCCAGUCGAAGAGGACAUUCCGCCGUACGCCAAGCCGACGGGGUCGGCGCUCAUUCGCGAAAAGAUGCGCGGCCCCGAGUUUGCAGAAACGACGGACGAGCUCCAGAUGGGCCAGAAGGUCCGGAGUGUCCACGCGCGGCACGAAGAAACACUGCAGCUGGACCGACUCAACGAUCUGGAGCGAUACGGCCCCUCGUCCACCGAGUCCAAACUGGUGCGCCCCCGCAAGCAAAAAGUGCUAGGCGAAGAAUCGCCCGUGAUCACGCAAGCCGUCGUCAAGGAAGUGCAGAUCAAGUCCAUCGACGACCGAAACUUCAACCUCGCGCACCUGCGCGCCACGCGCGAAGCCUCGGCAGCCAUGACGGUCAAUGCCAGCAACACCGAGUACGGCUACGGCGCCGACGUCGACGGCCUUGAGCUCGGCGAGAAGCCGCCAAAGCGCCGCCUCAUGGACCUCCUCAACGAGUACAUCACGCGCAAGCUCACGGGCACGUCGAUUUUGACGCAGAUGGACGCGCGGAAGGACCGGUUCGAUGCCUUCUUGAGUGUCGUGAGCGCCGGCGGCGUCGUCAGCGACGAUGACGCCGCCGACGUGUUUCGGGACCUCGUAGACCCGGGCAGCGUCCUCGCCAACGUGCUCUUGGACUCACCCAAAGACUUUUGGAAGUUUGCCGGUCUUUUGGUGCCCUUUUUGCGGGACUUUGGCGACGAUAAUCCGGUCUUUACGGCCAGUGUCCAGCUUUGGACGGCCCUCGGCGCGCUCUGCACCAAGCGUGACCCGGCGGCCGCCGCCAUCGCCUUGUCCGACUAUGCGCUGCCGCAGCUGUCGGCGAUACUCGUCUCGGUUCCGACCAAGCGCCACGCGAUUCUGCGUGUGAUCUACGCGUUUGGCUCGUCCAAAGUCGUUGCCCACAUUCAAACGAUCAAGCGGCUGCGCGAGGGCUUGCCGAACAUGGACGUCUUUAUCCACUGCCUCGCGCUCCUCCUCGGGCUCGAGACCGAGAUGGACGACACGCUCGCCGACUUGUACUACUACUACUGCUGCAUCGGCCUCGACAUGGCCUGCGAGAAGCUCCGCGCCGCGUGCAUCUCGAUGCUGCCGCAGUUCCUCGUCUCGGCGCCGCAUUUCGCGCUGGAUCUCGUCCCUCGCUUGCUAGCGUUCAGCCUCCGAUCGACAUGGUGGGAAGUGCGGGCCCAAAUGCUGCUGGUCGUCACGUCCGUGCUGCACUUUGCCACGCUCUCGACGGCGCCGCCAGCCGUCGAGUGCCACGUCGACACGUGCUUGGCGCUGCUCGAGCGCGAGUUUACGCCGUCUGCGUCCUUGAAUCUCCGGCGUCUCGGUUUGGUGCACGUCGCCAAGCUGCACGCGCGGUACCCGGAGCUGCUGGCCAACUUUGCAGACGUGCUUCUGAGUCUGCCCGUGCAAAUGCUCUCGGACCUAUUGCAGGAGAGCGCGAGCGACGUUGCGACCUUGCCUGUUACUGGGGCGUCCGGCGCUGUGUACCACCUCGUGUCGGUGCGGGGCGUCUGGGACGCGCUCGCGAUCGCCAAGCAGCUUGGGUUGGACCACGAGACGAGUCGGCUGCCGUCGGAGGCGACGGUCAUUGUGCUGCACGCGUGUCUCGAAGACCUCGCCAAGUCGCAGCCCGAGCAGCUCAACAGCGUGUUUGGCCAGGUUCAGCUGCUCGUGAUCGCGUCGCUGACGGCCGCCGCCACGUGCGACGUGGGUCUUGCGAUCCUCUCGAUCGUGUCGUUUUACUCGUCGCCGUACUUGGACGUCCUCUCGCACGACGCGAUGGGCGCGACGCUCGAGCGCAUUUGCGCUGCCAAAGACGCCGCGCCGCAGCAGCAAGCGAUCGCACAGUUUUUGCAGCAGCUGCACGUGAGCAACGGCCGGAACGCGGCGAGCGUCAAGGACUGCCUCGGCCGCCUCAAAAGCAACGUGCGCUCGUUUCAAGAGACCAUGUUUGCCGUCGCGCUCGACGCUUUGCUGCGACAAAAGUAGCGCGCAACACUUAUAUGCCAGUAAAUAAGAAAAACUAUGAUACCCUACCCC
Molecule: messenger RNA, 2488 nt
Organism: Saprolegnia diclina VS20
Lineage: Eukaryota; Oomycota; Saprolegniomycetes; Saprolegniales; Saprolegniaceae
Exons: 10
Coding region: 35-2437 (800 amino acids)
Biological process (GO): regulation of cytoskeleton organization
Cellular component (GO): axoneme
Molecular function (GO): microtubule binding
Source: RefSeq, a predicted model, not a curated record